Nematocida minor is the source of this 1461-nucleotide messenger RNA. RefSeq lists its product as uncharacterized. The transcript has a single exon. The coding region runs from base 1 to 1461 and encodes 486 amino acids. The record is from RefSeq and is a predicted model, not a curated record. Lineage: Eukaryota; Fungi; Microsporidia.
AUGAAUGAAAACGACUCUCUUUCCAAGUCCAUCCGGAGAAGCAGAGAUGCCUACAGCAGAAUAAAAAUGAACAUGACAGUGGAGGGAUCAGAAGUGUCCAUUACCUCAAAGUACAGACAGCCUGUGGAAAGGAUAAGAGAAGUAAUAAGAGUUCUUGACGGCAUAGAAAAGGCCAAAAUAGGGCUGAGCACGAAAGUGUCCAACGACUCGGUUGAAGAAAGGUACAAAGAAUACAACAAUUUUAAGUUCAUAAAAGAAGAGCUAAAAGAGUACAGAAAAACAGACAUCAUCUCAGAGCUCUUCCGGAAGAUAAAAGAGAACAUGAAAGAAACAGAAGAGUUUCUCGAUGACAUCGCAAAGAAAAGGCUUAUUCUGAUGCUCCAAGGGAAGAGCCACAAGAACUGGGCAGAGUAUCUUGUGAACAAAGAGGAAAAAAAAGAAGUGUUCGUGGGAAUAGUCAGAGAGUACAUUGAAGCAACGCUGAAAAGCCACUUGGACGACAACUCAGAGACAAUAGCCGACCUAUUCCUUGAUAUAGAAGUGUUUGCAAAGCACGGAUUUUCAGAGAGAAAAGCACAGGAGGUAACCAAGGAGCUGAAGGCCUUUGCCAAUAAUAAAAUAAUUAAUGAGGUUGGGAAAAGAUGCUACAUUUUCAUAAAAAACGUAAACUCUCCGAUAAGGAAGCUAAAAGACUAUCUAGCGUUUGUGGAAGUAAUGAGCAGCAAUAGCAUUAGAACCGUCAUUAAAAAACAGAAGAUCGAAGAGAAAGUAAGGAAAGUGCUGGUGGCUACGUACAGAACUCUGCACACAGAGGCAGAGGACCAGUUUACAACAGGAAAAGUAAACGAGAAAAAACUGUUCGACAAAGACCUGUUCCAUCUUUUGGAGAUAGUCCACAAAAUAGAAGAGGUAAAAGCAUUCCUGGAGAUAAGACAGGAGAAGCAGAAGAAGCUAAGCGAGUUCUACGAAGUGUCAAAGGAAAAGUCAAAGCAGGCAUCAAAAAUGGAGGGGAUGAUAUUUCUACUAAACUCAGUCCAUUUGAUAAACUCAAUGAGGGCAAAGAAGUAUCCAGAAGAUGAAAUAGUGCAGGAAAUAGCACAGGAGAUGAAGAGAAAAAUAAAUAAAGCAGUGGAAAAUCCGAGCAAACAGAACAAAAUAGGAGAGCUAUUGAGAUACAUAGAAAAAACAUCCGCAAAAACAAAACACUACACAGUGCCGCAGGAGGUAAGAGAGACUUUGAUAAGAGAAUACAAGAUAGCAGUUAGAGAAAUAGGAAGCAAGUACGGGGGAUUGGACGACGUAAGUGACUCCCAUCUUUCUUCAACAAUUGAAGGGUUCUUUAACGGCCCUGCAAGAAAACUAGAAUUCAUACAAAGCGAAAGAGAAGAAGGACAGCCAGGGGAAGAUGAAAGAAUGCAAGCGAACAGCCAAAAGAAAAAUAAAAGAAAAGAAAGAAAGUGA